This is a messenger RNA of Aspergillus puulaauensis, 2262 nucleotides long. It is a transcript of the gene HOP1, whose product is annotated as putative meiosis specific protein Hop1. Gene Ontology annotation, cellular component: nucleus. The record is from RefSeq and is a predicted model, not a curated record. The coding region runs from base 1 to 2262 and encodes 753 amino acids. The transcript is spliced from 11 exons. Gene Ontology annotation, biological process: meiotic recombination checkpoint signaling; synaptonemal complex assembly. Lineage: Eukaryota; Fungi; Ascomycota; Eurotiomycetes; Eurotiales; Aspergillaceae.
AUGGUCAGGAUCAAAUUUACUGGACCGCCCAUGGCGGCUCGGUCUCAGCUUGCUCAGCCUCGCGGCCUCUUGCCAUCGAACGGCACGACGCCAGCUUCCUCUCCAGCAAUUGAGUCUCGAGCUGCGAUGGAUGGCCUGGACGAGUUAAGUGCGGAGGAACACCGCGUUCUGCAGCAGCAACAAAGUCUGGAGAUGGUCAAGAUCAUGCUCCACGUAUCCUUCGGAACUCUCUUUUACCUUAGAGAAUUCUUACCACUUCAGUGCUUUGACGAUCGCGAUCUCAGAGAGGCGCAAAAGCAGCAGAAGUUCUCUUAUCGCGAGUUCAUCGAUAACAGUCCAAUCUCAAAAGGCCCCAAUGGUGUUGCUGAUGACUCUUUUGGGAGAGCCAAGAGAGGACAGCCUUUAAAGAUAAUUCUCAGCGGUUCCGAGCCAAAGGCAGAUAUGAUAAUUAACGUUCUGGAAACUGGUAUUUUUGACGCUCUCAGUAAGAGUGUCCUCGAGGCGGUCCAACUCACAAUCAUCGCCGACAAGGAAGCGCCUGAUAACGUCCUUGAGUCGUAUACCUUCUCUUUCAGGUAUACUGACGGAUUAGGCGACAUACAUAGACGUUUAAAGACGUUGUCAAUAGAGCCGUGUGGCUAUGUUGCCGACAUGAAGUCCGCUCAGACAGCCAGAGUAGGACUGGAAACCAUUGUUCGACGCUUGAUAACCCUGAGCGCUUUCCUUCCAACUCUCCCAAACAAACGUACACUCGGCGUCCACCUCUUCUACACCGAGGAUUGCCCCCCUGAUUACGAGCCCCCUGGUUUCAACGGUGCAAGAGACGGAACCAUCAACUAUCCGCUAACUGAGAAUUGGAGACGAGAAUCCCAGGCAUGCGGUAAAAUGGAAAGCGGAUGGCAUACUGUCGGGCUUAAAGUCACCUCGCUCAAAUGGACUGGGCCAGAGCCAGAGGAUUCCGAGCCUAUACCACAGAUACCCGCGGACAUCGAAUACAAAGACACCGUGCCCCGAGCUGAAGACAUUGGCUUUGAAGAUGAAGAGAGCAAGCUGCAAUCCUCCCAGAUCGAGGGCUCCCUAGAAGCAACGCAGGAUGUUGUUGAACGAGAGAGGCUACGGAUGAUGAUGCCUUCCCAGGAAGAGCCCUCUCCGGACAGUAAUUUGAUUCCUACGCAGCCCGUUAAGCAAACGCCUACCCCGGAAGCCGAGACCGUGGAAGCAGCGAGACCGAGCCCGAAAUUUAUUCUUGGGCAGGAAAAGUUUGCAGAGUUGCGCAAGGCUUCUAAAACUUCAGCCCGAAGGCGUUCAGAGCCGGCUGCUGUUAGUUGCCAAUGUGAUUGGAAGGGAGAGGAAGAAGACAUGAUUGUGUGCAGCUUUUGCAAUACGCGGCAACACCGACUUUGCUAUGGCUAUGUGGAUGCGUAUAAGAAUUCAGUUCCUGACAUCCACGCAUGCUACCGCUGCCUGCUCGAACCCAACGAAAGUCAGAUUUUCAAUAGCUUGGACAACGUUAUUCUAGCUCGGAGAACUCUGAAAAUCAUCUCAGAAGAAGGAAUCCUAAGCUCUGCACAAGCGUUCUGCGAGAGAAUCCACUGCAGUCCACCAGCCUUUGCCCGGGUCAAGGAAUUUCUAAAGAGGAAGGCAAUCAUGCAACCUACACCCGGCUACAAGCCCAAAGAAUGCAUUCGUAAAGGCCUGCCUACAUUUGUUGUCCCCGACAAACCAAAGGUCCGCGAGAUAAUCCAACGGGACAUUAUGAAUCCCAUGGUGAAGAUCGAACACCACUACACGACGCAAUACUUCACCGAUUCUCUCGAGGCGCUUAGCCCGCCAGCCACCAGUGACGCUGACGGCUUGAGCAAACAAAACUCUCAAAACACCGUCAUACCAGCGGUGAAGAACAGCCAAGACGAUGAACGAAGGACAACGAAAGACACUCGCGACGAUGAGUCUAGGGAAUCGGGUACACCGCAACAAGCCCUCAGCUCUCGACGUCGUACAAGAUCGUCCAACGUCGUUAGUGUCAUCCAAGACAGCCAACCCACCGACAAGAGCACACCACAACAGUCCACUCGCAAACGAACCAGGUCUUCGCAAGUUGGCCCCGAACCGAUACGCCCAGUCACGCCGUCACAGUCAACAGCUUCAGACAAUGAAGUAGACACGGACAAGCCUCGACGCAGCAGUCGCAAGAGGCGCAAAAUCAGCAACUACUCCAAACUCAUUGACGUUGGGGCAGAGACGAGUGGGAACGAACAAUAA